AUGAGUAUGGAAGAGAAUACAAAGAAACGUCGGCGAGUUCUACUCGAUGACGAAGAACCUCGCAUUUCCCUAGCUCGAAUCAGAAAUCGAAGCCCUACUGUCGAAGUCGAACCUACACCACAGAUGCCUAACGCUAUUGACAAAGAAGAACACAGUAGUUUCCAGUUGGAUGAGGAAGAAGUCUCGUGGAACGACCUGAGUGAGAAUGACAUAGUGCUCUUGACCAGCGACCCCAUACCCGCACCCUCAAAUCCUCUUUUACAACAACAUACCGACGACGGGCAGGCUGCAAGAUCUAGCUUGUCUUCUUCGCCAACUUCAGAAGGAUCACGACACCUUCACGUUCAACCUCUUAAGGCACUUUCACACCCGGACUACACACCUACGCAUAGCUCGAUCGAAGCAUCAACCCCAAGAGACUACGAGCAACCAUCUGGAUUCACAGAGUAUGCGCCUCAAAGCCGAAAGUCACGUGCAGGUCGAGAUCGCGUCUCCGAUGUUGUAACCUACCCUGCUACGCAGAACGUCGACGCUAUAGCUUUGCAGGAGGAAUUCGUCGGUGAGCAUCUAUUGUUCAACGAAAACGACUAUGAGGGGUCUGAGGCCAACGUGCUGCUGAAUUUACGCUGCGAUGAUACACUACAGAUCACGCAGUCUAUAGAGAUCGACUUCGAAGACGACGAUAACACAGACCACCACGGCGACUACGCUCGAGGCUCUGGUUGGCAACACAGUGACCACCAGAGAGGGCAUGAUGCACAUGAUCACUUCAGUGGGAACCAGGAGGAGAGAAAGGGCAAUGAAGAAGACGAGGAUCUAUAUCCUAGGAAGAAAUUUCCACCAUUAAUCCCUCGAAAUACUCUUAAACACGAUCAACUCCUUUCAAGACGUCCGCUACAAGUCCUCGACCGGCGUACUGUAUCCUGUCCGAAGUACGAGCAUAGAUACAAAUACUAA
Lithohypha guttulata is the source of this 957-nucleotide messenger RNA. RefSeq lists its product as uncharacterized. The coding region runs from base 1 to 957 and encodes 318 amino acids. The transcript has a single exon. NCBI's taxonomy places the organism in Eukaryota, Fungi, Ascomycota, Eurotiomycetes, Chaetothyriales, Trichomeriaceae. The record is from RefSeq and is a predicted model, not a curated record.